Molecule: messenger RNA, 2604 nt
Organism: Peromyscus californicus insignis
Lineage: Eukaryota; Metazoa; Chordata; Mammalia; Rodentia; Cricetidae
Gene: Cdkal1
Product: CDK5 regulatory subunit associated protein 1 like 1
Biological process (GO): tRNA methylthiolation
Cellular component (GO): endoplasmic reticulum
Molecular function (GO): tRNA (N(6)-L-threonylcarbamoyladenosine(37)-C(2))-methylthiotransferase activity; 4 iron, 4 sulfur cluster binding
Source: RefSeq, a predicted model, not a curated record
UGGGAGGCUAGAGCGCUGCCGGGAGAGAGGCCCGUGAGGCCGCGCGUGAUGCUGGCAUAGUCAGGGACUCACAGUCUGGUCUAGCCUCGUUUCUUCCCUCACGUUUCUCGUGAAUGUGCUUGUCCUUGUGCUACGUGAUCAGGCUAUUCAUCUUUGAAGAGGACUUGAGACCAAUUUCAGAUAAUCAAGAAGAUGCCUUCUGCCUCCUGUGAUGCCCUGCUGGAUGACAUAGAAGACAUCAUGUCACAGGAAGAUUCAAAGCCACAAGACAGGCAUUUCUCAAGAAAGCAUGUAUUUCCUAAAGUACGAAGACGGAAUACCCAAAAAGAUUUGCAAGAGGAGCCCAGACCACCAAGCGACAGCACUAUUCCAGGCAUACAGAAAAUUUGGAUACGAACAUGGGGCUGCUCACAUAAUAAUUCAGAUGGAGAAUACAUGGCUGGACAGCUGGCUGCCUAUGGUUAUAAAAUUACAGAAAAUGCAUCAGAUGCAGAUUUGUGGCUCCUGAACAGUUGUACUGUGAAAAACCCAGCUGAAGACCACUUCAGAAACUCAAUCAAAAAAGCUCAAGAGGAGAAUAAGAAAAUUGUCCUAGCUGGCUGUGUUCCUCAAGCCCAGCCUCGUCAGGACUACCUCAAAGGAUUGAGCAUCAUCGGGGUUCAGCAGAUUGACCGUGUGGUAGAAGUUGUGGAGGAAACAAUUAAAGGUCACUCAGUGAGGCUCCUGGGCCAGAAGAAAGACAAUGGGAAGCGGUUGGGGGGAGCGAGACUGGAUUUGCCAAAGAUCAGGAAGAAUCCACUGAUAGAAAUCAUUUCAAUCAACACAGGGUGUCUCAAUGCUUGUACCUACUGCAAAACUAAGCACGCCAGAGGAAACCUGGCCAGCUAUCCCAUUGAUGAACUUGUAGAGAGAGCCAAGCAAUCCUUUCAAGAGGGUGUUUGUGAGAUAUGGCUGACCAGCGAAGACACUGGGGCCUAUGGCAGAGACAUUGGCACAGAUCUCCCCACACUCCUGUGGAAGUUGGUGGAAGUGAUUCCUGAGGGAGCCAUGCUGAGGCUGGGCAUGACAAAUCCACCAUAUAUUUUAGAGCAUCUGGAGGAAAUGGCGAAAAUCCUCAACCACCCCAGAGUCUACGCUUUUCUCCACAUCCCAGUGCAGUCUGCCUCUGACAGCGUGCUCAUGGACAUGAAGAGAGAAUACUGUGUGGCCGACUUCAAAAGAGUUGUAGAUUUUCUCAAGGAGAAGGUUCCUGGAAUAACGAUUGCUACGGAUAUUAUCUGUGGUUUUCCUGGAGAAACCGAUCAGGAUUUUCAAGAAACACUGAAACUUGUUGAAGAGUAUAAAUUUCCAAGCCUCUUCAUCAACCAGUUCUACCCAAGACCAGGAACUCCCGCUGCAAAAGCUGAACAAGUCCCAGCACACGUGAAAAAGCAAAGGACAAAAGAUCUCUCUCAGGUGUUUCAUUCCUACAAUCCAUAUGAUCACAAGAUUGGUGAAAGACAACAAGUACUAGUAACAGAAGAAUCCUUUGACUCCAAGUUUUAUGUUGCACACAAUCGAUUCUACGAGCAGGUUUUGGUGCCAAAGAAGCCUGAAUUCAUGGGGAAAAUGGUUGAAGUAGACAUUUAUGAAUCAGGAAAACACUUUUUGAAAGGACAGCCAGUAUCGGACACCAAAAUCUACACGCCAUCCAUCAGCAAGCCGCUGGCCAAGGGCGAAGUCUCGGGUUUGACAAGGGAAUUCAGAAAUAGGUUUGGGAAUCAUCUGAAUUCAACUUCAGACACCUGUGCUGCAACUCGGCAUGACUCGGCAUAUUCCAGAAUUGUGCUGCAGAUGUCCCAACGUGACUGUGCAUUGAAGGUCGCUGCAGGCCUGGCUCUCCUUGCUCUUCUUUUGCAUUUCUGGCCAGAGUCUAUGCUUACAACAUGCCUAAAUGAAGCAUCCAUAAGGAGUAAGUUUCUAAUGAAAACCUUCGGGAAAGCAGCCACACCAGUUCUCAAAGGCAGUCAUCUGAACUGGUCAUGCCGCCUUGUCUGGAUCCCUUCUUACUGAGGCUCACCCUGUCUCACAUUGAGCUGAGCCAUUUGACCUCAAAUCACAGCUUCUGGAACAUCAUGUCUUUCUCAUCACACACCUUUUGACUUUUUAACAACAAAUGCAAGUGGUUGCAUUUUUUUUUCUUUUAAUCUCCAGUCAUUAAGUCCCAACCUAAGUGCACAGUAUCCCUGGCCAUCAGUGACCCUGGCCCCCAGUGGCCCUGGCCAUCAGUGGCUCUGGCCACCCUUUCCUGGUGUGGAAGCACAUCUAGUCCUUAAUAAACAUUCUUGAGGCUGUGUUUGGAGUCCCCGUGGUACAGACAUCUUCUUCACAGCACAUGUGUUCCUAAAAAGUUUAUAUAGAAACCUAUUUUGGGAACCUGGACCCAAGUCUGCCACUUACAGGACUCUUCCUAGCUUUUCAGAAAAUGUGAGGAAUCCAUGCCUGCAGUGCCCACAAACUUUCAAACAAACCACGCUCCUUUCCUGUGCGUCUGACCGGACAUCAUCAGUCUUUCCUACUGAAAUGACUUCUUUGACAAUAAAAGGAAUUGGUGCAAUAAGCAAA